Toxorhynchites rutilus septentrionalis is the source of this 3126-nucleotide messenger RNA. RefSeq lists its product as uncharacterized. Bases 1 to 3126 code for a protein of 1041 amino acids. NCBI's taxonomy places the organism in Eukaryota, Metazoa, Arthropoda, Insecta, Diptera, Culicidae. The record is from RefSeq and is a predicted model, not a curated record. The transcript has a single exon.
AUGGUGAAAAAGACUGGUCUUUGCCUAAAUUGCCUCUCCUUCUCCCAUAUGGUGAAGGCUUGUCCCAGUUCAGCCUGUCGCGUUUGUGGACAAAAGCAUCACACAAUGCUGCACAUGCGCUCCACUGAUAGUAAUUCCAACCGAGGACAAGAGAUAGCUACGUCACAAUACGUUCCAAUUACCACAACCCCUCGACCUCUACACUCAUCGAACGCUCCAAUCAUAUCGAACACACCUCACUCACAAUCGCAAACCUUCGCUACUAGAAAUUUAAUUAGCACACAACUGGCACAAAAGCUAAUUCUUCAUAGUCUAAACGAUUCACUCUCUCUCCAAGGAGUUGGUCCAAGCAUGAUACAUUCAAAGCAAUCAGCCAUGGUCAAGGUUUUGUCUCGUUACACCAACUUCGCAGUAGAUUUGAAGUUCCAUAUUCUACCAGAAUUCAAACCGAUUAUUCCGUCGAGUCGUUUAUCGGUUUUACAAUGGAAAAUACCAAUUUCCGUGGUCCUUGCCGAUCCACGCUUCUUCGAACCCAGUCACAUCGAUGUUAUAAUAGGAGCUGAAAUCUACCAUCGUUUACUACUUGAUGGCUUUAUCGAGCUUGAUUCAAAUUUGCCCAUUUUAAAGGAAACCGUCUUCGGCUGGAUUGUAUCCGGCAAAUGUAGCAACACUAUCAGCUGCCAUUCCGCUGUCACCAUGGUAUGCAGCAAUGCGGAUUUAGAAAAGCAGAUGAUGCGUUUCUGGGAGAUUGAAUCAUGUCACUCCAACAACAUUCUUUCUGUGGACGAACAGCAGUGUGAACAAUAUUUUGCAGAGACGACCACGCGUGAUGCCAAUGGUAGAUUUGUUGUAUCCCUACUGACGAAGAAAACUGUUUUAUCGAAGCUUGGAAGUUCUCGAGAAAUUUCACUACGGCGAUUUCUCUCACUCGAACGUCGUUUGCACGCAAAUCCCGAGUUAAUGAAAUCGUAUACGGAUUUUAUUCGAGAAUAUAUCGAAUUGGGACACAUGACCUUAAUCAAUCCUAACGCUGAUUUAUUGUCUUCUACUAUUCAACCUUAUCAUAUGCCACACCACUGUGUUGUACGACCUGAAAGUUCAACUAAGAAACUGCGCGUUGUGUUUGACGCUUCCUGUCCGACGGAUACUGGUGUAUCGCUCAACGAUGCCCUCAUGAUCGGUCCAGUCGUACAAGACGACCUCUACAAUAUCAUCCUUCGAUUUCGAUUCUCACGGUACGCUAUAGUCGCCGAUUUGGAAAAAAUGUAUCGGAAGAUACUCAUUCAUCCAACAGACCGUCAUCUCCUACGGAUUUUAUGGCGAAACAAGCCUAAUGAUCCUGUGGACACGUAUGAACUUCGCACCGUUACGUAUGGGACAGCGAGUGUCCCAUUUUUAGCUACACGCUGCCUUCGGCAACUUGCGAUGGAAAACGUCACCUCAUACCCUACUGCGUGCGCUAUACUCGAUAAAAACUUUUAUAUCGAUGACUUGCUUUGUGGAGUGGCAUCAGAGCAAGAAGGCAUCGUGCUUUGUAAGCAGCUAACUGAUAUUCUUCGUAGUGCUGGUUUCAAGUUGCACAAAUGGGCGUCAAACAGCACACAUAUUUUAGGGAGCAUACCAGCCGAAUUGAGAGAAAAUCGCAAUGUUUUUGAACUCGAUUCGUCAUCACCUGUAAAAACUUUAGGUCUACUGUGGCAGCCAGCAGGAGACGUCUUCCGGUUUAAAAUACCCUCCUGGAAUUAUAACGCUGUAAUCACCAAACGACUUGUGCUCUCGGACGCAGCACGCUUAUUUGAUCCCCUUGGGCUUGUGGGUCCAAUUAUAGUACGUUCGAAAAUGUUUAUGCAACAAUUGUGGCAAUCGAAAAUAUCCUGGGAUUGUCAAUUAGAAGACCAGCAACUACAGUUUUGGAAAGAGUUCCGAAACGAUCUGCAAUCUCUAGAAGGUUUUGCCGUUCCUCGCUGGGUAGUACCAUGUAGUCAACCAUACGUCAUUGAACUACACAGCUUCUGCGACGCUUCAGAGAACGCGUAUGGAGCUUGCAUCUACCUUCGCUGCAUCUCCGAGAGUGGAUCAACUUGUGUACACCUCCUCACGGCUGAGUCGAAAGUUGCACCGAAAGCUCAAGGAAAAGGUCAAAAAAGAAUUUGUCUGCCUCGCCUCGAACUGUCAUCCGCCCUCCUACUAACCCAUUUGUAUGAGAAGGUUAAGAGUGGUUUGAACCUCAACACACGUGACUUCUUCUGGUCAGAUUCAAUGAUCGUCAUCCAUUGGCUAGCUGCAUCGCCAUCUCGUUGGAAGAGAUUUGUAGGAAAUCGCGUGGCGGAAAUCCAGCAGAUUACUGCCGCUGGAACUUGGGGCCAUGUAGCCGGUUUUGAAAACCCUGCGGAUGUAAUAUCCAGAGGCAUGCUAGCUAUCCAACUGAUCAAACACACUCUCUGGUGGAGAGGCCCACUUUGGUUGAGCACAUCAAGUGAAUUUCGACCAAAUAUUUUGCGUACUACCGACGAUCAAUUCGAUAGUCAAUUAUUAGAAGAGAAACCAUCGACUUCCCUAGCCACAGUUUCUCCCAGAAAUAUGUUCGAAUUUAAAUCAACGCUCACCGGGUUAAUUCGAUUAGUUGCUCAUCUCCACCGAUUUGUGUUCAACACUAGAUUAAGAAACCGAAGUACACGACAAGUUGGACCCCUAUCGACUGCUGAAUUGGACAGUGCUCUACAAAACCUAGUACGAAUCGCUCAAAAUGAAUCAUUCGGAGAAGACAUCCGCUCAAUUCGCUCAUCUACACAAGUUAAAACCACUUCCAAAUUGAAAUCGCUUUCACCCAUUCUGAAAGAUGGCAUUCUUCGAGCUCGUGGCCGUCUCAGUAAUGCUUGCAUCAACUACGAUCAAAAACAACCAAUGAUUCUCGAUCAUGAUCAUCCUCUAACAUUAUUAAUUGUUCGCCACUAUCAUAUAAAAUAUCUGGACCCCAACUGUUAUGUGCAGCAGUUCGUUCAAGAUUUUGGCCUCUUCGACUACGAAACAUUGCCCGUAAAGUCGUGCACACCUGCGUCACUUGCUUUCGCAGCAAGCCUGAAGAUACCGAACAAAUCAUGGCGGAUCUUCCACCAGCACGUGUAA